Molecule: messenger RNA, 2577 nt
Organism: Bubalus bubalis (water buffalo)
Lineage: Eukaryota; Metazoa; Chordata; Mammalia; Artiodactyla; Bovidae
Gene: YPEL1
Product: yippee like 1
Exons: 5
Coding region: 1936-2382 (148 amino acids)
Source: RefSeq, a predicted model, not a curated record
AGGGAAAUACAAACAUAUGUAAUAGUUUUCAUUAUUUUAGUACUUUUUCUAUCCAUUUGCUGCUUUAACUUCUUCGUUCAUUUUCCUUGCGAUGUGGUUGGUGUCAGCGCCGUGUCUGUCCGGCGCGCAGCAGCGAUGCAGUGUGCGUUCACUCCUGCAGACUCCCUCCCGUAAGGGUUGUCACGGAGCAUUUGGCGGAGCUCCCUGCGCCGCACAGCAGACGACGUCCGUGUGGACUGCUUCACAUAUAGUAGUGUGUGUGUGUUAAGCCCAAACUCCUAGCUUAUCCCUCACCCUGCCUGCCUCUCCCCUUUGGGAACCGUGAGUCUGUUUCCUGAGUUGGUUUCUGUUUCGUGAAUCAGUUCAUUGUGUCAGUUUUUGGAUCCCACCUGUAAGUGGCACCUUAUGAUGUCUGUCUAACUUCGCUUAAUGUGAUGCUCUCUAGGUCAGUCCACGCUGCUGCCAAUGGCAUUAUUAUGGAACGUGUGCGUGCGUGUGUGUGUACACAAACACCCCCAGGGUGCCUUUAUCCACUCCUGUCAGUGGACACUCAGCUGCUUCCAUUCUUGGCUGUUGUGAGCGGUGCUGAUGUGAACGCUGGGCUGCGUGUAUCCUCUUGAAUGUUUUCUCCAGAUAAGUGGGCUCGCUAGGUUGGUUGUAUGGUAACUGAAACCUCCACGCUGCUCUCCACGGUGGCUGCACCAAUGCGCAUGCCCAGCAGCAGCGCCGGGAGCCCCCUCUUCUCCACACCCUCUGCAGCCUUUGUUAUCUGUGGUCUUUUGGAUGGCCCUUCUGACAGGUGUGAGGAGCUAUCACUGCGGUUCUGACUUGCUUUUCUCUACUGUACCUUCUUUGUGGGAACCGCGUGUGUCAGCGAGUAAUCACGGCCACAGGUCUUGCUGCUGCCGCCCAGGCUCUUGCUUCUCCUUUCGUCCUCUCUGAGCCUUAAUUUAAGGUGUGUGUCUUGGAAGCAGCAUCGAGAUAAAGUGUGUUUUCUGUCUAGUCUGAAACCUUCAACUCUAACGUGAGUCCACUUACGUUUCACCUACGCACUGAAAUGCCUGGGUUUCAAUCUUCCUUCGUUAGGAUUCUUGCUCUUCCCCUGGCCCGCUCCUCCCUUCCUCACCUCCCUUUACACGUUCGGAAGUGACACACCUGCUCUUUUUGUUGGUACAGAUGUUUCAUCAGAAGGUACAUUUACCCUUCAUUUAGCAGAGCGUCCCUUUAGUCCACAUGCGAAGCUGCUUUUUGGACGCUGCUCCGCCCGCGCCUCCGCCUUGCUCUCUUGCUCACCUGUCCCGAGCAAGGUGCAGCAGUCCGGAGGUGGGCUGCCCUGCCCGCCUGCGCACUCAGCCUCUUCUUUACUCAUCGUCCUGCCUCCUUGUGGUCUGAAGUCGAGACCCGAGUGGGCUUUGUUUUGUUCUCUCAUUUCUGUCUGAAGCACAUCCCUGAAUCUCCUCCAGUGAUGCUUUCCGGAAGUCAAGCUGCUCGUCUGCAAAUGACAGGUCCCAUGGUCCGUGGCGACAUUCCCGCUGCAGAGUCCCGGGAGAACGGGGUUCCCCUUCAGGGCCUUGGGGUGCCUCCCCUCUGCCUCCGCCCUCUGCUGACUGACUGGGGAAGUUGCUCUGGUGAAAGGUGGCCUUCCCUUCCCUUCAGGAGGCUUCUCAGACGUCCCUGCUUUUUUUCAGUGCUCUGCAGCCUCUGUACUGAGUGAUGCGGCGUGGCUUCCUUCUCCUUCACCCCCCUCGGGUCUGCUGGCGAUCAGCCUGCACUGUGUCCUCGAGUCCUGGCAACUCCGAGUCUCCUCUCGCGUCUCCUUCCGGGGUCCUCAGACACAUCUUUGCUCUUGGUGUCAGAUCCAGUUGUGGCGUUUCUCUCACCUGAGCUGUGUGGACAGAGCCACACGCCCUGUGAACAACAACGGCUCUGGCGUGCAUGUUCCAGUGUUUCUUCUGUUGGAGAGCCCAGCAGAGCUGCAGCUCCUCUCGUGCCAGCCCUGAGCUGAGCCAGGAGUGCCCCGCGAUGGUGAAGAUGACCAAGUCUAAAACUUUCCAAGCAUAUCUGCCAAACUGCCACCGAACCUACAGCUGUGUCCACUGCAGGGCCCACCUGGCCAAUCACGACGAGCUGAUCUCCAAGUCUUUUCAGGGAAGCCAGGGGCGAGCCUACCUCUUCAACUCAGUGGUAAAUGUGGGCUGCGGCCCUGCGGAGGAGCGAGUCCUGCUCACCGGCCUGCACGCCGUGGCUGACAUCUACUGCGAGAACUGCAAGACCACGCUCGGGUGGAAAUAUGAGCACGCCUUUGAAAGCAGUCAGAAGUAUAAAGAAGGAAAAUUUAUCAUCGAGCUCGCUCACAUGAUCAAAGACAAUGGCUGGGAGUAAAGUGGACUUCCUGUUCCCCCUUGAACGUGACUGAGACGGUCAAGGAGCUGGGGUGUGUCCGAGGGCAGGCGACCCCCCUGGCCGGCCCCCUGGGUGAGGCAGCCCCCCAAGCUGUGUCCUCUUCAUGCACAUGGUUGUUUCUGAAAUGUUUCAAUGAGCUCUUUCUAAUUUCUCAAGAUCCAGAGAAAGACUUGA